AUGGUCUUGUUUCGCCCGUCGCCAGUCCGGCUACUCCACGGCACCAGAUGUCUGCUGCAUGAGAACCCGCUGGGACUCCCCCGGUCCGGAACGCCACCCAACUGGCCGAGGAAACCCCAGCGCCGCAGAAUCACGGGCGUUGAAAAGGUCAUUGCCGUGUCCUCGGCAAAGGGAGGCGUGGGCAAGAGCACCGUCGCGGCCAAUCUCUCCCUGGCGUUUGCCCGGCUAGGUCUACGUUCUGGGAUCUUGGACACGGAUAUCUUUGGACCGUCUAUACCUACUCUGUUCGAUCUGUCGGGCGAGCCGAGGUUAUCCGAUAACAACCAGCUCGUCCCCCUGACCAACUAUGGAGUGAAGACAAUGUCCAUGGGGUAUCUUGUUGGGGAAAAUGCCCCCGUCGUGUGGCGGGGUCCCAUGGUCAUGAAGGCCAUCCAGCAGCUGCUUCACGAAGUAGACUGGGGUGGUCUGGACGUUCUCGUGCUUGAUCUACCGCCCGGCACGGGAGACACCCAGCUCACCAUCACCCAGCAAGUGAUCCUGGACGGUUCCGUCAUCAUCACCACACCACACACCCUCGCCACAAAGGACGCCGUCAAGGGCAUCAACAUGUUCAAGACCGUCAACGUUGACAUCCUAGGCCUGGUGCACAACAUGUCCCUGUUCAGGUGUCCGCACUGCGAGGGCGAGACGCACGUCUUUGGGUCGACCGACAGGGUCGACCGGUUAUGCAGCGAGCACGGCAUCGAUUACCUGGGUGAUAUCCCCCUGCACCCCAACAUCGGCGACGACGCCGAGAGGGGCAAACCCACGGUUGUUGCGGAGCCGGAUAGCGAUCGGUCGGCUGCCUUUUCAGUUAUCGCACAGGGCAUUUUAACCAAGAUUGGCCUGGAAAAGGAAAAGCAAACGACUUGA
Messenger RNA from Geosmithia morbida, 912 nucleotides. Its product is annotated as ATP-binding protein involved in chromosome partitioning. The record is from RefSeq and is a predicted model, not a curated record. Gene Ontology annotation, molecular function: ATP binding; 4 iron, 4 sulfur cluster binding; ATP-dependent FeS chaperone activity. Lineage: Eukaryota; Fungi; Ascomycota; Sordariomycetes; Hypocreales; Bionectriaceae. The transcript has 4 exons. Gene Ontology annotation, cellular component: mitochondrion. Gene Ontology annotation, biological process: mitochondrial respiratory chain complex I assembly; iron-sulfur cluster assembly. The coding region runs from base 1 to 912 and encodes 303 amino acids.